AUGAGGGAAGUUACCAUACCAACAGAGUUGAUUUUCCAAAUGGUGUAUUAGAAUACUGCAUUUAGGAUCUCAAACCUGAUUUGUGAGUCUCGGAAUGUUAAAAUAGGACGAAUGCAUUUGAUCAAUAUUGUGUUCUUACUAUUAAGAAAUUUUUGGUUGAUCAUCUAGAAACUGGAGCAAUAUGGAAAGCAGGGAAGAUCACUGAAAUGCAGCUGAAGUGGAGCUGAAAGGGCCACAGAUGCAAGAAUUGGGGACCCAUUUCUGAGCCAUUAAGCUGUGUCUGACAUUGACCUCCUUUCAUUAUUAAUAAAGAAGAAUAUUACAGCAGGAGAUUAGGAUGUAUUAACACCAACUCAUUGUUAUACUAACUGGACCAUGUUCUGAAAACAAGUCUACAUAAUAAAGGACUUGACCUGGACACAACAAAUUUAUUUCUUAUUUUUCUCUACUGAUAAUGUGACUCAAUGGAGGAGAGUGGUGUUUUGAUAAGCAUGAGGGAAGAUCAUUCUUUUCAUGUUCGUUACAGGACUUAAGAAAAAUGGUUGCAAAGAAGCAGAUAUAGCUUGAAGUAUUGCUAAUUCUUGAAGAAUGGAAGCUUCUUGCCUAGAGCUGGCACUGGAAGGAGAACGACUGUGUAAAGCAGGAGACUGCCGUGCUGGGGUGUCAUUCUUUGAAGCUGCAGUUCAAGUUGGAACAGAAGACCUAAAAACACUAAGUGCUAUUUAUAGCCAGCUGGGCAAUGCCUACUUCUACUUGCAUGACUAUGCCAAAGCUUUAGAGUAUCAUCAUCAUGAUUUAACACUGGCCCGGACCAUUGGAGACCAAUUAGGUGAAGCUAAAGCCAGCGGUAACCUGGGAAACACUUUAAAAGUUCUUGGCAAUUUUGAUGAAGCUAUAGUUUGCUGUCAGAGACACCUAGAUAUCUCCAGAGAACUUGAUGAUAAGGUUGGGGAGGCAAGAGCACUUUAUAAUCUUGGAAAUGUAUACCAUUCUAAAGGAAAAAGUGUUGGUUGUCCUGGCUCUCAUGACCCAGGAGAAUUUCCAGAAGAGGUGAAAACUGCUCUGCAGAAAGCAGCAGAUUAUUAUGAGGAAAAUCUAUCAAUAGUGACAGCUUUAGGGGAUCGAGCAGCCCAGGGGCGUGCCUUUGGGAAUCUUGGAAAUACACAUUAUCUUCUUGGCAACUUUAGAGAUGCUGUUGUGUCCCAUGAGCAGCGCCUCUUGAUUGCCAAAGAGUUUGGAGAUAAAGCUGCUGAGAGAAGAGCAUAUAGCAACCUUGGAAAUGCAUAUAUAUUCCUUAGUGAAUUUGAAACUGCUGCAGAUUACUACAAGAAAACACUACAAUUGGCACGACAGCUUAAAGAUAGAGCUGUAGAAGCACAGUCUUGUUAUAGCCUUGGGAACACUUAUACUUUACUUCAAGACUAUGAAAAGGCCAUUGAUUAUCACCUGAAGCACCUUACUAUAGCUCAAGAACUAAAUGACAGAAUCGGAGAAGGAAGAGCAUGCUGGAGUUUAGGAAAUGCCUACACAGCAUUAGGAAAUCAUGAUCAAGCCAUGCAUUUUGCUGAGAAGCACUUGGAAAUUUCAAGAGAAGUUGGAGAUAGAAGUGGUGAGCUAACAGCUAGACUGAAUCUCUCAGAUCUUCAAAUGGUGCUUGGUCUCAGCUAUAGCACAAAUAAUUCAGUGAUAUCUGAAAGCAACGAAGUUGACAAUGUGUGUGAUACACGCCCUAAGCUAGGACGCCGACACAGUAUGGAAAACAUGGAACUUAUGAAGUUAACACCAGAGAAGGUUCAGAACUGGAAUAGUGAACUUCUUGCUAAGCAGAAACCUCUUAUUGCCAAGCCAUCUGCAAAGCUGCUUUUUGUAAACAGACUAAAGGGGAAGAAGUACAAAAAUACUUCUUCCACUAAAGUUUUGCAAGAUGCUAGUAAUUCUAUUGAUCGCCGACUUCCAAGCUCUCAGAGGAAAAUCAGUGCUGAUACAAUUGGAGAUGAAGGGUUCUUUGAUUUGUUAAGCCGGUUUCAAAGUAACAGGAUGGAUGACCAGAGGUGCUGCUUACAGGACAAGAACUGCCACCCAACUUCAGCCACAACUUCUUCUACUCCACCAAAAACAAGGAGAAAAUCUCUCUCUGCUUCUGUCGUCUCCCCACACACGGAUGAAUUUCUGGACCUGCUCGCUAGCUCCCAGAGCCGGCGUUUAGAUGACCAACGGGCCAGUUUCAGCAAUCUGCCGGGCCUCCGUCUAACUCAGAACAAUAAUCAGGCAGUACUUGGACACCUGAUUGCCGUCGACAACAAAGAGCCAGAUGAGGAUUUCUUUGACAUCCUUGUAAAAUGCCAGGGGUCCAGAUUAGAUGAUCAAAGAUGUGCUCCACCACCUGCUGCUACCAAGGGACCAACAGUACCAGAUGAGGACUUUUUUAGCCUUAUUUUACGGUCUCAGGCAAAAAGGAUGGAUGAACAGAGAGUUCUUUUACAGAGAGACCAGAACAGAGACACCAAAUUUGGAUUAAAAGACCUUUUGCAAAGCAGUGCCUUGCUGGAAUUUGGAAAUUCAGAAGGAAAACCAGGAAACCACUAAUGAAUACUAUACAUUAUUUUGUAGACCCUGCAGGGAAAAUAAAUUUACCUUUGGACCUUUAAGGGAGAAUUUGUAGCACUGUAUGUAGUACAAAUGAUUUCACAGUUUUGUUUUUUUUAAGAAUUGUGUAAAUAUUUUAAUGGUACAAUGAUGAAUAACUAACAUUCCUCAAAUAUGUUUGAACAUAGUGGUUUAGUAUAUUUGUAAGAUGUAGUGUCCGCAUGUGGUCAUUAAGUUUUGUAUUUUUUGGACAAUUUGCUGGAAUUUACCUUCUCACUAGUUUUGAUGCUAAUGAUUGGCAAUGGUACUUUUUUUAUACUUGACUUUGUAGUGGGGGGGUGCUCCUUUUAAAAUAAUGUAUGCUUGAUCAGUGUAAAAAGAUUGUUUUUAAGAAACAUUGUCUUGUACAGGUCUUUAAUUUUUUUUCUUCCUCUAAAGAAACGUGCCCCAUUUUCUUUACUUUGUCUUAAAGCCAGAGCUGGUACAAAGGCAACUCUGGAGGAAUAAACUUUCCUCAUAGCAA
This is a messenger RNA of Monodelphis domestica (gray short-tailed opossum), 3109 nucleotides long. RefSeq names its product G protein signaling modulator 2 (gene GPSM2). Gene Ontology annotation, molecular function: GDP-dissociation inhibitor activity; G-protein alpha-subunit binding. The record is from RefSeq and is a predicted model, not a curated record. Gene Ontology annotation, cellular component: cell cortex. Lineage: Eukaryota; Metazoa; Chordata; Mammalia; Didelphimorphia; Didelphidae. Gene Ontology annotation, biological process: establishment of mitotic spindle orientation.